This is a messenger RNA of Tetrapisispora phaffii CBS 4417, 2070 nucleotides long. RefSeq names its product ubiquitin-protein transferase activating protein CDC20 (gene CDC20). Gene Ontology annotation, biological process: positive regulation of ubiquitin protein ligase activity; anaphase-promoting complex-dependent catabolic process; positive regulation of anaphase-promoting complex-dependent catabolic process. The transcript has a single exon. Gene Ontology annotation, molecular function: ubiquitin ligase activator activity; anaphase-promoting complex binding; protein binding. Lineage: Eukaryota; Fungi; Ascomycota; Saccharomycetes; Saccharomycetales; Saccharomycetaceae. Bases 1 to 2070 code for a protein of 689 amino acids. The record is from RefSeq and is a predicted model, not a curated record. Gene Ontology annotation, cellular component: anaphase-promoting complex.
AUGGAGUUGUCUAAUUCUGAGAAAUUGGCUUUUACUGCUAACAGAUCUGUUCUGUCUUUGACCUCGCCAACAAAACUGAACAUAAUUACAGGUAAUGGUGCGAACAAAAGCCAAGGUUUGAAGAGAAACUCAUUGAGAAGGACUACCUCAUUGAACAUCAGAGGAUCAAGUGCUGUGAACAGUGUAGUGAAGCCAGACUUCAAUGUGCCGUUUAGAAGACAAAAAAUAAGUUCCCACAAACUACCUUUGCUGAAUAGAAGUUCUUCCUUCUUUAAGGAACGUUCUGGCAUUGAGCAUUCAAACAAAACGGAUUCUAUGGGUGAUAACGCCAUGAAAGACAGUGCAGGCUCAAAUUUGAUGAAUAAAUCAACAGGAACAACUCCAUUUGAGAGGCCUUCGUUGACAAGGACAUCAUCAAAUAUAGUUUUUUCACUGAAUAGACCUGCGUUAACAAAGCAAGAAUCGAUAGACGACCUUAAUGAUCCGUAUUUCUACCAAACCGAUAGGUUUAUUCCAUUGAUGAAAUCAAAUUCUCAGAAUAAGAUAGAUCCAAUAGCAGGAAACGAUGAUCUACCUCCUCCUAAUGCAUCUCCAAAGGCUCAUCUAAAAGCUCAAACAAAGAUUGCCUUUAAAGAAACCGUAGCUGAGGCUUGCGGUUUUGGCGCAAAGCAAAGAAUUCUUCAAUACAUGCCCAAAGCUCCGGUGUCAUCGUUAACUAGAAAAUCUUAUAGUUUACAAAAUAGAACCCAUUAUUCUUACUCGUCAUUUACUAGUUCUUCGCAAUCGAAUACAAAAUCUCACAAGGAUUUAAUGAGAUUGAGGAAAAUAAAUACAAAUCCUGAAAAAAUCUUGGAUGCUCCUGGGUUCAUAGACGAUUUCUACUUAAAUUUAUUAACGUGGUCAAAAAAGAAUAUUUUAGCUAUUGCAUUGAGUAACACUUUAUAUUUAUGGAAUGGUAAUUCCGGGGAUGUUUCAUUACUUGUCGAGUACGACGCUACAAAUAUAACUAGCAUAACAUGGUCUGACGAUCAAUGUCACUUAUCGAUUGGUAAAGAUGAUGGUAAUACCGAAAUUUGGGAUACUGAAACUUCAACCUUAGUGAGAACAAUGAGAUCUAAUCUUGGUGUUCGUAUUGGAUCUCAGUCGUGGUUGAACACAUUACUGGCUACAGGAUCCAGAAGUGGGGAAAUUCAAAUUAAUGAUGUUAGAAUAAAAAAUCAUGUAGUUUCCACAUGGGAAGAGCAUUCAGGAGAAGUUUGUGGAUUAGAAUAUAAAAGCGAUGGAUUACAAUUAGCAUCUGGCGGCAACGAUAAUGCAGUCAUCAUCUGGGACACAAGGACCUCUAUGCCCCAAUUCAUUAAACAUAACCAUAAUGCUGCCGUUAAGGCAAUAAAAUGGAGUCCCAACAUAGCCAACCUUCUGGCUACAGGUGGUGGUCAAUCAGAUCAAUAUGUUCAUUUUUGGAACACUACUACAGGGAACAAAACAGGGUCAAUAAACACUGGCUCCCAAGUAAGUUCAUUGCACUGGGGCCAAAGUUACAACAGCAGUUAUGCUUCGCCAUAUCAAUCAUCUAACAUACAUAAUGAUAUAAAGAGUGACUGUUAUAAAUUCAACAAUACUUUGAAUAGAGAAAUUGUAACAACAGGAGGAAACCCAGGCAACGCUAUCUCAGUAUUUAACUUUGAUACUAAAUAUAAGGUUGCCGAAAUUGAGAACGCUCAUGAAUCUAGAAUUUGUUGUUCACAAUUAUCUCCAGAUGGCACAACAUUAGCAACAGUUGGUGGUGAUGAAAAUUUGAAGUUUUAUAAGAUAUUUGAUUCUAAAAGGAAAAAUAUUAGAAGAAACAAGAGUGUUGUUGAUACUGAAGAUAUAUUAGGUUUAUUUACUCAUAAUAAUGAUGAAAAUAACAACCAUACUCAAGAUCACGAAAAUACAAACCUAAACAACGCAAAUAACGAUACAGACAAGAACAUUGAUAAUGACCAAGAAGUCGAUUACGAAGAUGAUACAAAUCUACGAACCACCAGAGUAACUUCAAGAAAGACAACUGAUUAUUUAAUAAGAUAA